Clunio marinus is the source of this 838-nucleotide messenger RNA. NCBI's taxonomy places the organism in Eukaryota, Metazoa, Arthropoda, Insecta, Diptera, Chironomidae. The record is from the annotation of a GenBank genome assembly.
UCAGUCCCAAAUUAAUAUUUGCUAAGGAAAGAAGAAAAGUAAAGACUUCUUAAAGUGAAUUCGGAAAGAUGAUUCUUAUUUUUUUGAGUGUAUUGGCAAUUUUGGGUGGAACACUUGGUCAAAGAAAUCCUAAUCCUUGCGAAGGAGUCACAGGAACUGAUACAUUUGUAAAUGAUUAUACAUCUUGCGCAGAUUACUUUUGGUGCAACAAUGAUGUAGCUAUAAAUGCCGGCCCAUGCCCUGAUGGUUUUAUUUUCAAUGGAGAUAGUCAAACUUGUGUAUUUGGUGAUGUUUGUGAUGAAUGUCCAACUGAUGGAACCACUUUAGCAGUAGGACUUGCUGGUGACACAACUUGUACAUUUUGGCAAUGGUGUAGUGCUGGUGUAAGAAGCAAUGAUACUGAACAAUGCAACACACCAUUACUUUUCAAUAGAGGGCUAGGUUUAUGCGAUCUAGCUGAGAGUGUAAACUGUGUUACUGGUGGUCCUGGGGUAACUCCAUCGUGUCCUCCGACGGGAAUCGUUGAUAUUGAAGCACCACCAGGUUGUAAUACUUUCUUUGUUUGUAUUGAUGGAGAUAACGAUGGCAUUGUAAGAAAUUGUACUUCCGAUCUUCAUUUCAAUCCACAAAUUGGCAACUGUGAUCUUCCGGAAAAUCGUGUUCCACUGUGUGAAGAUCCUGCUGCAGCUUUCAGAUACGUUCCGACAGUGCUUGUUGAAUACUAAAUAUCUAUUUGUCAAAAAAAUUAAAGGAAGUGGAUGUUGGAACUUUCAUGAAAUAAACUUUUAUUAAAUAAAAUGUGUUAUCUAUCUUUCUCAAUCAUUAAAAUCACAAGACA